AUGGUCAACAGUGAUUAUCAUCUGAUAUUCGGCAAUCCAGAUCCGAUGAGACAGAACACAAACUCGUUCGAAGCAGAAAAUGCCCAACACAAUUUAUUUAUUCUGGUAAAACUGGUAAUCAAAGUAAACGAAUUGAUAAGCAGACAACAUACAGACAAAAAGUCUUCAAUGGUACUUCAAAAACUAUUUGAAAUCAUUUUCAAUGCAUGGGAAGAGCAGACCUACAAACUCAGCAAUGCCUUGUGGAACACUUUCAGACACUGUGGUGGAAUGGAUUCAUUAAUUUAUAAUUGUGCGUCAGAAUAUGAAAUUGAACAUUUUUCAAAUACUAGAUUUCUGGGAAAAUACCUGACAGAAACUAGCGACUGCGUAUUGAAAAAUGUAGAAGAAAAAGUGUUGAGCAUGGAAUGUAAAUACAAAACCCAAGUUAGAUCGGUCGAUGGAUUUAAGUUUAAUUUCGGAAUAUUUGAAAGUUUAUUCAAACACUUCGAAAUCACUUUCAUUGAUCCAAACGAAAUAAAUGGUUUGGGCGUACUUCUCGACGAGUGGCGACGACAAGAUUUCGUGACUCUUAAGCAAUCCCUCAAUGUACUUUUCAACUUAUGGAGGGAUUAUGAAUGCCCAAAAAACCAAAAUAUUAUGAUAAAGCAUAACGUACACUCACGGUUUUUCACGUUGAUUUUUAAGACUGAAGACAAUGUCAAGUAUUACAUUGCCAUUUUGAUCACCGAUAAUGAAGUCGGGACAGCAAUAAUUAAAUCUAAAAUACCGAUGGUGAUACCCAAGACUAAUUUAGUAAAUGUGUGUGGCCCAAGCCAAAUGUGCUUAGAAAAACGUACUCCUGUUUUGAAUUCUGAUAGCGAGGAAGCGUCAAAUGCGUCCAAAGUCAGAAUCAACAAACAGCUUAGUAAGAAAAGUAUGUUCAGAGCGAUAAACGUUAUUAAACCACUGAAGAAUGUACCAAUUUGCUCUAAUGAGACGGCAUCCAGGUUAGCAGAUCAAUCGUGUCAGUUGAUCGCCGAAGAAGUUCCGUACAGGCUGAACAUACGUGUUCACCAGUGGUCGGAGGAGGACGUCCGUAAAUGGUUCAAAAAGAAUGGGUUUAGCGAGUUUGCCAGUAAUUUAUUGAAAAAUCGAGUUGAUGGUGAUCUAUUAUUGCGAUUGACCGAAGAUGAAUUGAAAAACGAAAUCGGAAUACACAAUGGAAUAUUGAAAAAUAGAUUUAUAAGGGAACUAAACAAUUUAAAACAAUCAGCCGAUUACAGUAGUAUCGACACAACCGAUUUAAACUCGUUUCUAAAAUCAAUCAGUUCGGAGUAUUCUGUGUACACGUAUCCCAUGUUGAACGCUGGGGUCAAACGGGAUUCAAUGAGACUUUUAACUGAUGACCAACUCAAAAAUGAUUGUGGAAUUUCAAACGGUGUUCAUCGAAAUUGUAUAUUAGCCUCGAUCAAAGAAAUGCCGGUGUACGUGGAAAACACGGACAAACCUUAUGACGUGUUUAUCAGUUACAAAAGAUCUACUGAUUCUCUGCUGGCUAGUUUGCUUAAAGUAUACUUGAAAAUUCAAGGUUACAAUGUGUUCCUCGACGUGAAACGAUCGGAUGAUGCCAAAUCUCGACAUCGUGUAUUGCAGACCAUAAGACAGACGAUGAAUUUUAUUAUUGUGUUGACGCCAGGUGCGUUAGACAAGAAUUUGAUGGAUUCGUCAGCCGGUGAUAUCGAAACUUUAGAUUUUAUUUGUGAGGAAGUCACGACCGCGGAACAAGCCCAAUGCAAUAUAAUACCAGUAUUGGACAACAGUUUUACUUGGCCUCCACUGCACUGCUACCAGACGACUUGA
Molecule: messenger RNA, 1842 nt
Organism: Macrosiphum euphorbiae (potato aphid)
Lineage: Eukaryota; Metazoa; Arthropoda; Insecta; Hemiptera; Aphididae
Source: the annotation of a GenBank genome assembly